Molecule: messenger RNA, 702 nt
Organism: Paramuricea clavata
Lineage: Eukaryota; Metazoa; Cnidaria; Anthozoa; Malacalcyonacea; Plexauridae
Source: the annotation of a GenBank genome assembly
AUGUUGCCAUCCGUGACCAUCUUGAAGAGAUGCAUCCGCAAGAAGCAUGAAGCAAUAGUAAAGGUUGGAGGGCGAUCAGGAACCAACGCAACCAAAAUGGUGAAAGGUCGUGGGUCGAAAAUCACGUUUCUUAGUAACAAGACGCAAAACAACGUCAUUGAUGUCAUCGGAAAGGAGAUUACCGGUGAGAUAGUAAAGAGAAUCCAUGAGUGCAAAGCUUGGGCUUUGAUAGCUGAUACCACGCCUGACGUUAGCCACCAUGAACAGCUUAGCAUUUGUGUCAGAAUAGUUGAUCGUGUCGGUUACUGUUCUGAGCAUUUGUUGUGUUGCAAAAGAGCACCUGGUGCAACUGCACAACAGCUCUACGACACCAUUGUAGACGCACUAAAGUCUCGAGGUAUUACCUUUGGUAAAAUAGUUGCACAGACGUAUGAUGGAGCUUCAAAUAUGAGUGGUUAUUAUAACGGGCUUCAAGCAAUCUUUAGAGAUGAAAUCGGUAGUAAUAUAGUAUACACUCAUUGUUAUGCUCACACUCUCAACUUGGUCUUGUCGGAUUCUGCCGGUACCGCCAUUAACGUCAUCUCUUUGUUCAGCGAUCUGGAGAAAACGUACACCCUUUUCAGUCAAUCUGAAAAAAUUCACUCGAUGUUUGAAUCUGCUCAGAAAGUUCAGAAGCUCAAAGUCCUUUCGUUGAAGCGUUGA